AUGAAUGGUAUUUUAAAUGCUUUUCCUGGUUUACCAAAAGAUGAACAAAAGGUUGAAGAAAAAGGUGAUUCAUCACAAAAGACAGCAUUUAUUAAAGCAUUAGUAUCAUCUUUGAAUGAUUUUGACAAAUUGCUUAUAUUAUUGGAUUGCCUUUUAUAUAUUCUUGAAACAUUUGCAAAAAAAAACCAAAUAAUGACGCAGCCAAAAUGGGGUCAUGAUGAUGAUUACUCUGCAAUAAAGUUUUGGGAAAAUAAAGAUUUACUUAUAAUUUCAUGUGAAAAAAAUGGUUGGUCUCCAAAGGCAAGAUCGUUCAGUAAUGAAACUGAAGAUUCAAUAUCUGUUGAUUUUGAGUUAGGAAAACAAUAUUCUCAAGCUAAAGGAUUUUAUUUCUUUGGUGUUUUUGAUGGACAUGGAGUAAAUGGAAUAGUAAAUGGAAAGGACCACAUUUCAAAAAUAUGUUCUGAGCAGCUACCGAAUAACAUUGCCAAAAAUUUAUCAAGAAAACAUACAAAUAAAGAAGAAAAUAUUAUAAAUGCUAUAAAGAAAGGAUUUGAAGAAACAGAACAAUAUAUGAAAUCAAAGCUUGUUAAAGAAGCACGAGAUGCUGGAUGCACAGCAUUGAUAGCAGUAUUGGCACCUUCAAAAGAGCUAUUUAUUGCAAAUAUUGGAGAUUCACCUGGUUUUAUUUCAUCAAAAAAAGUAUUUUCUGAACAAAUUACAAAAGAACAUGAUGUACAUAAUAAAGAUGAAAUUUUAAGGUUAAGACAACAAAAAAAGGAAAAAGAUGGUGUAGGUUUUUCAAUUUAUAGAUUGGCUCCCGGAAGAAGAGAAAAAUCUUGGGCAUUGGAUAAUACAUUUAGUCGUGGAAUGCAGUAUACACGUUCAUUUGGAGAUUUUUAUAUUAAGGAAAAAGCCCCAAAAAGUUUAAUAUCUGAACCAGAAAUUACAGAAAAAUAUGAUACAAAAGAAUUAAAUCUACUUGUUCUUUGUUCCGAUGGUAUUACAAAUCGUCUUAGAGCAUAUAGAAGAAUGCCAACUGAGGUUUUACUAAGUUAUAUUAAGCAACAUAUAAAUUCAGAAAAUCCAUUAAAACCAGCUUGUUAUGAUUUAGUCAGACUUUGUGAUUUAGUAUCUCAAUCAGGAUUUUGCAUUGAUGAUAUGUCAAUUUUAGUAAUAGUAUUUUUGAAUGGUAAAUCAUUAAAAAAAUGGUGUGAAGAUGCAACUAAGCAUGCUGAAAAUCCUGAAGAUUGGUUACAAUAUAGACCAAAGGAUGUUGAUGAUGUUUCGGAAAUUUCUGAUGAAGAUUUGGGUGAAGUUGAUUCUCCCAAAAGUGAUAAUAGUAGUUUUGAUAUUUAUGAUACAUCAAAUCAGUAUUCUAUUGAAGAGGCUGAAGAAUUUGUUGAUAUGACUAUUCCUGACAUUUAA
This is a messenger RNA of Cetraspora pellucida, 1425 nucleotides long. The record is from the annotation of a GenBank genome assembly. NCBI's taxonomy places the organism in Eukaryota, Fungi, Glomeromycota, Glomeromycetes, Diversisporales, Gigasporaceae.